AUGCACCGCAAGUCGAUUGAAGCGGCGGACCAGCUGAAAGAUGACAACACUGUAUGCAGCGGUGCCAGCCAAAAGAGUGACAAGGAGGAAGACGAGGACGACGAAGAGGACGACGAAGAUGACGACGAGGAGAACCACCCCUGCAAGAGGCCGGCCAGGACGAGUCCGGAGACUGCGACGGACAUGUCGUCGCCACAGCGGCAUCAACAUCAGCAGCAGCAGCAGCAGCAACAACAACAAGACGCUGCAAUGGAGCAACACCACGCGGCCGUUAUGCAGCUGGCCGCCAACCGGGCACAGGACUCAGAAGAGUUCCGGAACAACAGCAUCGCGUGCCUCAGRGCCAAGGCGCAGGAGCACAGCGCCAAGAUACUCAGCCUGUCGGCGGACGCCCUCAUGUUGGUCAACAACAACGGCGGCGGAUUUCGCAGCCGGAACGCUGCAACCGCUGUAGCCGUGGCUGCGGCCGCUGCGGCAGCCGCCGAUGUGGCCAUGGCGUCGUCCGGUGGUGGCCAAAUGUUGGCUGACUGCGACGCCAACGCCAACAACGUGAGGGGCGUGAACCACCACCAACAGCAACAGGCGGUCGGCUCGGACAUAAUGGUCACGUCUUCCGACACAUCGUCGUCAAUGUUCUAA
This is a messenger RNA of Diuraphis noxia (Russian wheat aphid), 639 nucleotides long. RefSeq names its product ATP-dependent DNA helicase CHL1-like. NCBI's taxonomy places the organism in Eukaryota, Metazoa, Arthropoda, Insecta, Hemiptera, Aphididae. The record is from RefSeq and is a predicted model, not a curated record.